Messenger RNA from Hypoxylon trugodes, 765 nucleotides. RefSeq names its product putative nucleoside-diphosphate-sugar epimerase. The coding region runs from base 1 to 765 and encodes 254 amino acids. The transcript is spliced from 2 exons. Lineage: Eukaryota; Fungi; Ascomycota; Sordariomycetes; Xylariales; Hypoxylaceae. The record is from RefSeq and is a predicted model, not a curated record.
AUGCAUCUUAUACUUACAGGAGCAACAGGCCUUGUAGGCUCUGGUGUCCUAGACGCGAUGAUCAAGAUGAAAGAUGUCACCAAAAUAUCAGUCCUUAGCAGAAGACCUGUGAAAUUAGCAGAGGAUUCCAAGGACCCUCGUGUUAACGUCAUCAUUCACAAGGACUUUGAGAAGUAUGAUUCCGAGCUUAUGUCCAAACUUCAAGGGGCCUCGGGUUGCGUUUGGGCUUUAGGAAUCAGCCAGACACAAGUGAGCAAAGAGGAGUAUGUAAAGAUCACUAAGGACUAUGCCUUGGAAGCAUCAAAAGCCUUUCAAACUCUAGGCUCGGAACAGGAACCAUUCAACUUCGUGUAUGUCUCGGGAGAAGGUGCCACAACAAAACCCACUCGUUUUUCAGCCCUCUUUGCCCAAGUAAAAGGGCAGACUGAGUUAGCUUUGGCGGACAUGCGUAGACAAAAUCCCAUUUUUCACGCAAGUUCAGUUCGACCUUCAUUUGUUGACGCUUCAAACCAUGAUGCUAUUAAGCCUUAUCUCCCAAACCAGGUUUGGCAGAUCAAGGCUACUAUUGCGGUGCUCGGGCCCGUGAUCAAAUGCGGAUUUCCAGGAUAUUGGAGCCCUACACAAGAUUUAGGGCGAUUUUUAACAGAGGUGGCUAUGGGGCGGUACAAGGAUCAAUUCAAAGCGAAAGACAUUGAGAUGGUAGGCGAGUUUCCAAUAAUCGCGAACACUGCUUUUAGACGAUUGGGUGGUUUCAAUACUGCAUGA